This is a messenger RNA of Harpegnathos saltator (Jerdon's jumping ant), 814 nucleotides long. RefSeq names its product lachesin-like. NCBI's taxonomy places the organism in Eukaryota, Metazoa, Arthropoda, Insecta, Hymenoptera, Formicidae. Gene Ontology annotation, cellular component: neuron projection. The transcript is spliced from 3 exons. The record is from RefSeq and is a predicted model, not a curated record. The annotation marks the transcript as partial.
CGUCGACUGACGCGCUCUUUUUCAAUUGCAGUUCACCCGAUGGUCCAGGUGCCGAACCAGCUGGUCGGCGCGCCGACCGGAACCAACGUCACGUUAGUGUGCCACGUGGAGGCGUCACCCAAAGCCAUUAAUUACUGGACCCGGGAGUCGGGCGAGAUGAUAAUCAGCAACAGCAAGUACGCGAUGUCCGAGAUGAAGACGUCGGUGUACAGCGUGCAGAUGCGCCUGGUGAUCAUGAACCUGCAGAAGCAGGACCUGGGCGGCUACAAAUGCAUCUCGAAGAACUCCAUCGGCGACGCCGAGGGGAACAUCCGGCUUUACGACAUGGAGCUGCCGGACCACUCGAAGGUCGGCAACCGCAGACUGGAGGACGACGCGGACGAGUCGCUGGGCAAUCGUGAUCACAGACUGAACCACGUGUACCAGGGCUCCCUGCGGGAGAUGGGCUCGACCCUGGAGCCGAUGUUCGACGCGGACGACAAUUCGGCGUCGACCACGUCGAGGGAGAGCGCGCCGCCCGCCUUCGGCGUCGUCCUCAUCGGCCUCGCGCUGCACCACUUGCUCGCUUCGACGUAAGAUAGACGUAACACACCCCACGACUAAACCUGAACCGGCUCGCCGCAGAGCUCGAGAGUGCGCGACUCUCCCGGCCGCGUCUUCCGCGACCCAGCCCGGUCGUUGACGUCGACAUCGCGACGGCGACGACGAACAAGUAGCAUCGCUCGCGACCGCGCGAUCGGGACAUCGCGCGAGACUCACCACGGACGAGGAGAUCGGACAUCGAAGAUCGCCAUGGCAAGAGGAAAAUGGCGGG